Messenger RNA from Encephalitozoon intestinalis ATCC 50506, 1323 nucleotides. RefSeq lists its product as uncharacterized. NCBI's taxonomy places the organism in Eukaryota, Fungi, Microsporidia, Unikaryonidae. The record is from RefSeq and is a predicted model, not a curated record. The coding region runs from base 1 to 1323 and encodes 440 amino acids. The transcript has a single exon.
AUGGCUCUCAUAAAGGCUAGGAUCUUCAAAAAUGUGAAGGACGAGUGGGAAGACCUAUGCACAGGAACAAUACUCUACAUUGCAAAGAAUUGUAUCUUUGUCGAGGACGAUAGAUCUGAAAGGUGUAUUGAAAUAUCUCUUUGCCAGAAGCACUGUGGAAGAUCGGAAAAAAACGUUGCAAUUGUAUAUGAUGAUUUUGAGGAAUAUGCCAUCUGUUUUGAAGGUGAGGAAAUUAGAGAUAGUUUCGCUGAAUUUAUGGAAAAGACCUUCUGGAGCCUCGAGGAAUUAGAUAGGGAAAGAGAAUGCACUUCCUUUGGAAAGGAGGUAAAUCUCUUUGCAGAGCUUCUCGGCAUCGGGAAAUACGCAGACAACUCUGUAUUUGAAAAAAUGCUUGAAAGUAGGGAUGGAGUGUUGGAACUUCUGAAGAUGGAGAGUCUCCAUCUGUUUAAGAUGUUGCUUAAGAAUGGAGAGAAGGUUUUUGAACUGUUUGAGGUUCCUUCUAAGAGCAGAGUCACCCCAUAUGGAUUUUAUAGGGAAAUCAUAGAAAAGAAUCUUGGUGGCUCUACUGCAAGGACCUUCGAGGACUUCCUCAUUAUCAUAAACAGGCAAGAAUUGGCAAGAAGCGAGAGCAAAAUAACAGAAAUGUCUGAUGAGGAGAUAAGGGACCUCCUCAAGAGAUGCAGUGGGAACGGGUAUAAGAUCGGAAGUGUGGAGACGUAUCUUGAGAGAAUCCACAGACCUAAAGAAAACAUCUAUCUUUUUGAGACAUUCUACUAUCUCUGCUUUAUAUUCCGAGAGAAAAUGUCCGAGGCUGUAGACUUUAAAUACAUCCUCUCCAAGAUCAAGGAUCUGGUUAGCAGAAAGCCCUUGGAUGAUAGUCUUUUGUAUGCACUCGAGGGACUGUACAUAUUACUGGAUGUAUGUAAGUCCGAAAAACUAGAUACAUUCUACACGGAAGUUUUUAACCUCCUCGGAAUUAUGGAACACCAUCCAGAUUUCCAGAACCUUUUGCUGUACCUGCUUAAUAACCAUGGAUUCAGGGCAAGAGAAUUUCUCAUUAACACUGGGCUGAUGAAGAAGAUAUUUCUGUCCGACCACAGAGAUGGUGUAAACGAAGUGUUUGUCUCCAAAGUACUCCUUCAUACUGUGUCUUGCAGCAGUAGAUUCACACACAGGUACUUCAUAAGAAACGAUUUAUUUAAGAAUGUUGCUAGGAUGUACAAGAAAAGAGAAAAGGAUGCUGUCUACUCCAUAUUCCUCCAGGCUUAUUCCAAGGCAGAUGGCGACAUGAAGAUAUAUCUCGAUAGAUACAUGCAGAACUAA